UUUGAAGGAGUCAAAGGAAAGGCUGGACUUCAGAAGGAGCGGCUCAGUCUCCAGGGAGGAGUGGCUCGGUCUCCAGGGAGGAGUCAUUUCAAAUUUGGAGUGACUCCGAUUUGAUGGAGGAAAGGUGGAUUCAAGGAGUAUUUCCAGAAGUGAAGGGUAGAGAGAAAGAGACUCUGACUCCAGACUGAUGGAGGAAGGUGGAUUAAAGGAGCAGUUCUAAAAGUGAAGGUCAGAGAGAGAGAGAGAGAAUGAAUCGGCAGUGACUCCAGAUUGGUGCGGAGACUAUAUGAUUUGCAAGUGUGGGACAGCGAAAGAGCAAGAAACUGGAGUGACUCCAGAUUGGUGCAAGGAGGGUGGAUUCGAGAAGCGGUUCCAAAAGUGAAGGACAGAUAGAGACUCCAGAUUAGUGCGGAGAAGAUGUUAUUUGCAAGUGUGGGCCAUAGAGAGAAAGAAACUGGAGUGACUUCAGAUUGGUGAAGGUGAGGAAAGGGACUGGUCCUUCAGAGUGGAGCAAGAACUCCAGAGCCAUGCAGAGUUCAGAGGGUGCCUCGGAUUCUGCAACUCCUGUGGCACUGCGUACGUCGUCGUCGGUCCAAGCGCCCGUCGUUCAGCCGGUGCCGGCAUCCCAGCAGAGGGUUUUGGUCCAGGCAACAGGCUCCACACCCAAAGGAGGGCAAAUGCAACAGCUGUCCGUCCCCAGAGUCCAGCAGGUCCCGCAGCAGGUGCAAGCGGUGCAGCAUGUCUACCCAGCCCAGGUCCAGUACGUGGAGGGAGGGGAGGCUGUCUACACCAACGGGACCAUACGGGCCGCCUACUCAUACAACACUGAGACCCAGAUCUACGCCCCCAGUAGUGCCUCGUCCUACUUUGAGCCACAAGGGGGCAGCUCUCAGGUGAGCCCGGGGGCCUCCUCACCCACCACCAUCCCCUCCCACAGCAUGGUGGGCAUCGCGAUGGACAUCGGGGGGAGCCAGAUCGUCGCCGGCUCAGGAGCCUAUCUCAUCCACGGCGGGAUGGAAAACGCCAGGCACUCCCUCUCACACACCUCCCGCUCCUCCCCGGCAACGCUUGAAAUGGCGAUUGAAAAUCUCCAAAAAAACGAAGGCAUAACGUCGCACAAAAGCAGCUUACUCAACAGCCAUCUCCAGUGGCUCCUGGAUAACUAUGAGACGGCCGAAGGGGUCAGCCUGCCCCGCAGCUCCCUCUACAACCACUACCUGCGCCAUUGCCAGGAGCACAAGCUGGACCCGGUGAACGCCGCCUCCUUCGGGAAGCUGAUCCGCUCCGUCUUCAUGGGGCUGAGGACACGCCGGCUUGGCACCAGGGGAAACUCCAAGUAUCAUUACUAUGGGAUCCGUCUCAAGCCAGACUCUCCCCUCAAUCGCUUACAGGAGGACACACAGUACAUGGCGAUGAGGCAGCAGCCCAUCCACCAGAAGCCAAGGUACAGGCCUUCCCAGAAAUUGGAUGGCAUGUCAGAGGGCGGCUCUAACAGCAGCCUACACAGCACUCCGGAGCAGUCGGUUGCUGCUCAGAGUCAGCAUCACCAACAGUUCAUAGAUGUCACCCGCGUCCUUCCUGAAUUCCCAUCCCUCGACCUGGAAAAUGUUCUCCUGCAGGAGGGAAUCACCGUGAAUGAUGUCAAAACCCUCCAGCUCCUCUACAGACGGCACUGCGAGGCCAGCGUAGACGUCGUGAUGAACCUCCAGUUCCAUUACAUUGAAAAGCUUUGGCAGGCUUUCUGGAAUUCCAAGCCCCCUUCCAAUGAAGCCUCUGGCGGCGUGCCUUCCAGCGAAGAGCCGUGCGAACCGGUCAUCCCGAGACACAAGCUGGUCACCAUGUGCAAAUAUGACCCCAUCAUGAAGUGGAUGCGGAGCUGCGACCACAUCUUGUACCAGGCCCUGGUGGAGAUCCUCAUCCCAGAUGUUCUCCGGCCCGUGCCCAGCACUUUGACCCAGGCUAUUCGCAACUUCGCCAAGAGUUUAGAAGGCUGGCUAAUUAACGCCAUGACUGAGUUCCCCCAGCAGAUAAUCCAGACAAAGGUGGGCGUGGUGAGUGCCUUUGCACAGACGCUGCGUAGAUACACGUCUCUCAACCAUCUGGCUCAAGCAGCUCGCGCCGUCCUCCAGAACACCUCCCAAAUCAACCAGAUGCUUAGCGACCUCAACCGGGUGGAUUUUGCAAACGUGCAGGAGCAAGCUUCGUGGGUGUGCCAAUGUGAAGAAGGGCUGGUGCAGAAGCUGGAGCAGGAUUUCAAGCUGACCCUCCAGCAGCAGAGCUCUCUGGACCAGUGGGCCAGCUGGCUGGACAAUGUCGUCACCCAGGUCCUGAAGCACCACGAGGGCGGGCCCGGCUUCCCCAGGGCGGCCAGGCAGUUCUUGCUGAAGUGGUCCUUCUACAGCUCCAUGGUGAUUCGGGACCUCACUCUGCGCAGCGCCGCCAGCUUCGGCUCCUUCCACCUGAUCCGCCUGCUCUAUGAUGAAUACAUGUUUUACCUGGUGGAGCAUCGCGUUGCCCAGGCAACGGGGGAGACGCCCAUCGCUGUGAUGGGAGAGUUCAGCGAUCUUGCCUCCAUGUCCCCAACGCUGCUGGAUAAAGAUGACAUCAGCGACCUGAGCAGCGAGGCCGAAGCGGAUUCCCGGAGUGCUGGCGAGCCCCUCGUGAAGCGCGAACGCACCGAUCCUGGCCCCUCAUUGCAGGGGAUCUAGAACUGGGUGGGGAGGGAGGGGGACCCGCGAUGUCUCCGACUCUGCAGAAAUCCCAAAGCUUUCCGGAAUUCCAGAGCCUGGAUUUCCAACUCCUCCAGAAGAUUAGUGCCUCUUAGUUUCUUUUAGUGUUUACUUGUCUUCACAGAAGGGCCCAUGGUGCCGGUGGCCACCCACCCCAUGACGCCGGCACGUCCGUCCGCUGUGUUGCCCGACAGCAGAAACGGCAGCCAGCGCUCCCCUGGCGAGGACCGGCCGGCCCCUUUCUCCCAAGACAUGGAGCUCGCUCACACUCUCGCUCAGCCUUAAGUGACUUACUGAACAGAUGGCGGAAGUGUUCGAGAACGGAGGGGCGGGGGUCAGCAGCAGCAACCGGAUGCUCAGGCCUCUCUCGUUCAGGUUCCUCCAGCCACCACUGUGAUCCAGAUCGCCAGAAUCCAUUGCGCCUCAUGGGGGCAGGGAUGGGGUGUAUGGUGCCCCCGCCCCCGCCCCUACUUGCCAAAUAAACUUACACUGUGGGAAAGUCUUAUAUUUUCCUCCCCCCUCCGAAAUA
Molecule: messenger RNA, 3258 nt
Organism: Hemicordylus capensis (graceful crag lizard)
Lineage: Eukaryota; Metazoa; Chordata; Lepidosauria; Squamata; Cordylidae
Gene: RFX2
Product: regulatory factor X2
Exons: 18
Coding region: 528-2708 (726 amino acids)
Biological process (GO): regulation of transcription by RNA polymerase II
Cellular component (GO): nucleus
Molecular function (GO): RNA polymerase II cis-regulatory region sequence-specific DNA binding; DNA-binding transcription factor activity, RNA polymerase II-specific
Source: RefSeq, a predicted model, not a curated record